UCUCAUUGAUUCUACCGUCUUUCUUUUCCCCACUUUCUCCUGCCCUAAUAUACCCAUUUUUUCCCUUCUAUCUCAUUUUUUGAAGGACUGAUCACCGUUCAUCAGAUGAUAAAGACCGGAAUACGCCAAGCCCCGCCCUUCUACAUUGUAAUAAUGGGUUCAGUAAUUCUCGAGACACACAGGUGGGAGGCCGGGCGACUCAUUGAUUUGUGUAAGAUAAACAGGAGGCAGCGAGAGGUAAUUGCCAGCAGCUCACCGCUCCACUCCACUCUGGCGGCGCCCUCUACGCUGCUGACUCGACACAGGCAGGCACCGACUCACUCCUCACGCUGUCCCAGGAAGACGCUCCUCUGCCCGCGCUAUAUAGAUCAACAAGGCAGGACAGAGGCACGGGGUCGGAAGCCCCUUCACCCCGCCAAGAUGCUGCCGCCGGACACCUCCUCCACGCUGUUCCCGUGGCGCGUGGUGGUGGCCGCCAUGCAGGUGCACGGCUGCUUCCCCUUCAGGAUGUCCGCCACGAGUGACCUGCCCACAUUUAGUCUGCCGCUAUGCCUGUGGUCCCUCUUUGCAUUCCUUGUACAGGCAGCAGCGAUCACCAUGACUUAUGAUGAGUAUGCACUAAAAUACUUUUCGCUGGAUGUGGGCACCAUUACCUACGUGAUCAUCGGCACGCUACUGGGGGUAAGCCUGUGCCUGACUCCCGUUGUCGUGGGUGUGCGGAGCGCCGGGCUGGCCAGGCUCCUGCACGACCUGUCCAAGGUGACGGGAGUCUCCCCGCCACACACGUACCGAUGGUACUGCAAACCAAAGACUCAGCUGAUCAUGUUUUGUGGAGUAGCAUCCAUAAUCUCUUCGUGUUACAGCACCCUCCAGAUGGCUUUUACAACUCCAGCAUACUGUGUCAUCCUCUUGCCUUUGGCCCUUCUCUACGCCUUGGACUUCCUUUUACCCGACGAGGUGUUCUCUAUGGUGUGCGGCCUCCUGGGCCGCCGCCUGGUGACCGCCACGGAGGCCACGGUGGCCACGCUCUCCAUGGUCCUCGCCAGCGACGGAUCCUUCAAGAGUGAGGGCGACCUGGAGGCGGCGAUGCUGAGGCUGCGUGACCUCGACGUCGUCAUCCGGGAGGUACGGAGCGAGAGAACGGUGCUGGGCACGGCAAGUGACUGAGCAACACCAACAGCUAUAGUUGGUUUCACGAGAGCUGGCGGGAUAUUCCUUUAGGGAUGGACUCGCGGACCUGGCAUCAUUGCUUAGCUGACGGUACUGCGCCUUCAUUGUCUAAUAUCCGAACUUUAGCCCAUUACCAGCUCUGGCUGCCCAAAAAGUCCUCCGCUAAGUUUGUACCCCACAUUUGGUGAUGUUAGGCGCGCCUAUUCUUGACUUGUUCUAACGUGCAUGAAAUUGACUUUGUAGCUUUUCCUACCUAAACCGUUUUUGAGUUGUAAGGUAGUAGACUGCAGCGAUACAGACUAUUGCAAUAAUAUCUCUAUUAAUCAGUAGUUGGCUUUUAAACUAUUACAGAUAAAUCUGAAAAGACAUUCCUAACAGAAGUAAGUCGGAACUGCACGUAAACGGACAGCAACCAGCGGCGGAAGAGCUUGAUAUGUUUGAAAGGCCUGUUAGGCCAGACUUUCUCUGCCUUUCCUGCUACUACAGUGACACAGUGUCAUUCAUUAACUCAUUUACUGUCAGAUUUCUGGGUAGGCUAUAUUUUUAGUCCUGACUUAGCGGUAACGUGUAGCGAUGCUGCCUAGACACACUGUGAACAAUGGCCUGAGGCAACCAACCUUCUCCUUCAUGGUGCAGCAUAAUCCUGAAAUAUAUU
Messenger RNA from Eriocheir sinensis (Chinese mitten crab), 1825 nucleotides. RefSeq lists its product as uncharacterized. Bases 106 to 1167 code for a protein of 353 amino acids. The transcript has 2 exons. Lineage: Eukaryota; Metazoa; Arthropoda; Malacostraca; Decapoda; Varunidae. The record is from RefSeq and is a predicted model, not a curated record.